UAUUAACAGUAUCAUGUGGAUCUCGGGACAGUUGGCAACAAUCCAUUGCAUUAUAGACAUUUUUCAAUGAAGAAAUUAAUAUAAUCGUGGGAAGCUUUCACACGUUUGUAGUCAUCUUGAUCAUCAUUAUCUCGUGCUCUUUGCUGCCCUAUCCCUUUCAUCGCCAAACGCACACGUCAGUAUGAAUCACCUACGAUGUUUACUGUCUUUUCUUAUGUAUAUCUGCUGCGUUGAUCCUAAUGCGAUCCCUAAGCAGAAUAUCCUUCUGCAGCGACUGUCUCAUCCUUUUAAGGAAAAAAGAAGCAGCAGAGAUUGUCGGAUUGAAAUACAGAUAGUUAGUACUUGGAAAGAAGGGGGAAGUUAUCAUGCAUGGCAAUGGAGUUAUCGGGAUCCUUUCAGAGUCUACAAACAAGUGGGAAAGAAGGGUUCCUUUAACGCCAUCACACUGUGCUAGACUUCUGCACAGUGGGAAGGGUAAAGUGGAAGUGACACGCAUUAUUGUACAGCCAUCAACAAAGCGGAUACAUCAUGAUGCUCUGUAUGAGGAUGUUGGCUGUGAGAUUUCUGAGGAUUUAUCCGACUGUGGUCUCAUAUUGGGUAUCAAGCAACCAAAGUUGGAGAUGAUUCUCCCUGACAGAGCAUAUGCAUUUUUCUCCCAUACUCACAAAGCACAAAAAGAGAAUAUGCCUUUGCUAGAUAAAAUCUUGGAUGAGAGGGCAUCUUUGUUUGAUUAUGAGCUCAUAGUUGGAGAUAAAGGGAAGAGAUUACUUGCAUUUGGCAAGUUUGCUGGUAGAGCUGGACUUAUUGACUUUUUAAGUGGAUUGGGAAGAAGGUAUCUAAGUCUUGGAUAUUCAACACCAUUCCUGUCACUAGGUUCAUCUUAUAUGUAUCCAUCAUUGGCUGCUGCAAAAGCUGCAGUUGUUUCUGUGGGUGAAGAGAUAGCUACUACCGGAUUGCCUUCAAGCAUUUCUCCUUUAGUUUUUAUUUUCACUGGUUCUGGAAAUGUUUCUCUUGGAGCUCAAGAAAUAUUCAAGCUUCUUCCUCAUACAUUUGUGGAUUCAAGUAAACUUCCAAGACUAUUUGACAAGGGCGUGGAUCUUUGUCAACCUAAACGGGCUUUCCAAGUGUAUGGCUGUAUUGUGACUAGUGAAGACAUGGUUGAACACAAUGAUCCCAAUGAAGUUUUUGAUAAAGUUGAUUACUAUGCACAUCCUGAGCGCUACAGACCAGUUUUUCAUGAGAAGGUUGCUCCAUAUGCAUCUGUUAUAGUUAAUUGCAUGUAUUGGGAGAAAAGAUACCCUCGCUUAUUGACUACCAAGCAACUACAAGAUUUAACACAUAAAGGCUGUCCACUUGUUGGGAUUUGUGAUAUAACUUGUGAUAUAGGAGGAUCCAUAGAAUUUAUAAACAAAUCCACAUCAAUUGAUUCACCUCUUUUCAGAUAUGAUCCAUCUGGGGACUCGUAUCAUGAUGACGUGGAGGGCGAUGGCGUAAUUUGUUUAGCUGUUGACAUUCUCCCUACUGAGUUUGCCAAAGAGGCUUCACAACAUUUUGGUGAUGUACUUUCCAAUUUUAUUGGGAGUUUAGCUUCUUCAAAAGAUCUAGAAGAUCUACCUGUUCACUUAAAGAGAGCUUGUAUAGCACAUAAAGGAGCUCUCACUCACUUAUACGAAUAUAUUCCCCGAAUGAGGAACUCACAAGAAGUGUCUGAGGAUGUUGCCAACUUUGGAUCUUUUAAGAAUAGAUACACUAUGCUGGUUUCUCUUAGUGGUCAUCUGUUUGACAAGUUUCUGAUUAAUGAAGCCUUGGAUAUAAUUGAAGCUGCUGGUGGCUCUUUUCACCUGGUCAAAUGUCAAGUUGGUCAAUGCACAGACUCUACAUCUUACUCAGAACUCGAAGUUGGUGCAGAUGAUAGUGUUGUUCUUGAUAAAAUAGUUGAUACUUUGACUUCUAUAGCAAAACCUAAAGAAGGUCAUGGAAUUCCCAAUGGAAAAACAAACAUGUUUGCACUGAAAGUUGGUGAAGUGAAGGAUAGUUUUGUCAAAUUAGGAUAUGGUUCAAAAAAGAACACGGUUCUUGUGUUAGGUGCAGGGCGUGUUUGUCAACCUGCUGUUGAACUUUUGGCAUCAAUUGGAAGUGAUUCGUCUCCAGAAUGGUUAAAAUCAUGUAGAAUAGGUGAAUUUGGAGAGCAGAAUAGUAUUCAAGUUAUUGUUGCAUCACUUUUUCUUAAGGAUGCAGAGGAGAUAACUGAAGGUAUACCCUAUGCAAUUGCAUGCCAGCUGGAUGUGAUGGAUCAUGAUAGUCUCUAUAAGUACAUCAUGCAGGUUGAUCUUGUUAUCAGUCUAUUGCCUCCAAGUUUUCAUUCCACCAUAGCUAAUGUCUGCAUUGAGCUUAAAAAACAUCUUGUGACUGCUAGCUACAUUAAUGAUUCAAUUUACAAGCUACAUGAAGCAGCCAAAGAUUGUGGCAUUACAAUUCUUGGUGAAAUGGGGUUGGAUCCUGGAAUAGAUCAUAUGAUGGCAAUGAAGAUGAUCAACGAAGCACAUGCCCAAGGAGGGAAAAUCAGGUCUUUUGUUUCCAAUUGUGGAGGUAUUCCAUCCCCUGCUGCAGCAAAUAAUCCAUUAGCUUACAAGUUCAGCUGGAAUCCAGCUGGAGCUAUACGAGCUGGACGCAAUCCUGCCACCUACAGAAAAGAUGGAGGAAUUGUACAUGUUGAUGGAGAUGAUCUAUAUGAUUCAGCUAUAAAAUUUCGGAUGCAUGAUUUUCCAGCUUUUGCACUUGAGGUCCUACCUAAUCGCAACUCCUUAACUUAUGGAGAUUUAUAUGGGAUACAAAAUGAAGCAUCGACCAUUUUUCGUGGCACUCUUCGUUAUGAAGGGUUUGGUGAAAUAAUGGGUACACUGGCAAAAAUUGGUUUCUUUGAAAGUGAUGUUAGUUUGAUUCUUACAAAUAAAGAUAAAGAUAGACCUACGUAUAGAACAUUUCUAUUUGAACUGUUGAAGAUUGAAAGCAGGAGUUUUGAUGAAUCUGUGAAGCCAGAUAAGCUUAUUACAGAAAGGAUAAUAGAACUUGGAUUCUGCAAAGAGAAUGGAACAGCAAUCAAGACAGCUAAAGCAAUUAUGUUUUUGGGAUUUUAUGAGCAAACAGAGGUACCUUCAUCUUGUGAAAGUGCAUUUGAUGUGACAUGCCUUCGGAUGGAAGAAAGAUUAGCCUAUAACACCACAGAACAGGACAUGGUUCUUUUGUAUCAUCAAGUAGUGGUGGAAUUCCCAAAUGGUCGGCCUACAGAAAAACAUGAGGCAACCUUAUUGGAAUUUGGGAGGACUCAGAAUGGGAAAACAAUAAGUGGCAUGGCCUUAACAGUUGGGAUUCCUGUAGCAAUUGGUGCUUUGCUUUUACUUGCGGGAAAAAUUACAAGUACGGGUGUCUUAAGACCUAUUGAUACGGAAGUUUAUGAGCCAGCACUCGAAAUGUUGCAUGCUUAUGGAUUCAAUAUAAUGGAGAAAAUUGAUUAACUUCGGUCUUCUUGAUUAACAAAUGGUGUAAAAGUAAAAACAAAUGAAAAUUAAGUUGAUAAUUUCAUCAUUGUAGAUUGAUCAUGUAUGUAUAUACGUAUCAUGUGUAUUGUUAUUCUACAUGAAGGGGUUCUUUCAUACUA
This is a messenger RNA of Lactuca sativa (garden lettuce), 3658 nucleotides long. RefSeq names its product lysine-ketoglutarate reductase/saccharopine dehydrogenase bifunctional enzyme. Gene Ontology annotation, cellular component: cytoplasm. The record is from RefSeq and is a predicted model, not a curated record. Gene Ontology annotation, molecular function: saccharopine dehydrogenase activity. Lineage: Eukaryota; Viridiplantae; Streptophyta; Magnoliopsida; Asterales; Asteraceae.